AUGAGCGAUAGAGCGAUGAAAGGUCACGAUACAGGUGAAGAUCCCCUUCAUAACACGGGUCAGAAUGUCAAAGAAUUUGUCAAGGAAAUCAACGGAAGAGAGAAACAGAGUGUAGCACUAAUGAUUGCGAUGGGUGGACUAUAUCUAUGUCCAGAGGUUGUUGAAGCUAUCUUGAACCCCGUUGAGGGUCAAGAAAAGCAUAUACUCGACAUAGGGCCUUGGAAAUGGCUCGUCGUUUUCCACAUGCAUCAGUCUUGGGAGUGGAUAUCUUUCCUCCUCCAGUAUAUUCAAAUGCUCCCUCUAACCUACGGUUCGAAAUGUCCAAUAUCAACCUCGGAAUGUCCCGCUUCUAUGACCAAUUCGACGUUGUUCACGCUCGAGGCGUCGGAGGUGGAAUUACGGAUAUGGACCGAACGUUCAGAGAGUUCCAAAGUGGAUGGUGACAUGGUUUUCUAUGAAAGUAGAAAUAAACCAACUAGGAUGAAAAGGCUCCCUGGGGACCCAGAUGUCAGUGGCGCGACUGAAGAUGGAUCUUGGCUUCAGAGGAUGGUAGCUGAAGCCUGGGAAGUGUCUGCAUUCAACGGUGCUGAUAUGACUCGCUAUUGUGAAUUGGUCGAUUUGGGGCUUUGGGACUACCCUUCCAUUGAUCCGGAAACGGCGAGGGCUGGUGGAAUAUAUCUUCCGGUGGGACCUUGGGCAAAAGAUAUCGAAACCGAAUCACUCCAAUAUGGAGGAGAGCUCAUGCAAAAGGUCCUUCUCAAUAUUCAUCGUGCCUAUCACUCGAGGCUUUUACAAUGUGGAAUGGGUCAAGAGGUUUUGGACGAGUGGUCCAGCAAUAUAGACGAUG
This is a messenger RNA of Acaulospora colombiana, 847 nucleotides long. The record is from the annotation of a GenBank genome assembly. Lineage: Eukaryota; Fungi; Glomeromycota; Glomeromycetes; Diversisporales; Acaulosporaceae.